Molecule: messenger RNA, 1395 nt
Organism: Aspergillus wentii DTO 134E9
Lineage: Eukaryota; Fungi; Ascomycota; Eurotiomycetes; Eurotiales; Aspergillaceae
Product: PCI domain protein
Exons: 2
Coding region: 1-1395 (464 amino acids)
Biological process (GO): cytoplasmic translational initiation
Cellular component (GO): eukaryotic translation initiation factor 3 complex; cytoplasm
Molecular function (GO): translation initiation factor activity
Source: RefSeq, a predicted model, not a curated record
AUGCCCGCUCCUACUACCACCCUCCUCAUCGAGGGGAGCUUCACCGAGCUCGCCGACGAGUUCGCCCAGUACGUCGACGCUCUCCGCAAGAAUGAGGGCGCCAGCCUUCAGGCCGAAAUUUCCCCGCUCCUCGAGCCCCUCCGCCAGCAGGAACAAAAUGAAGAACAGGCCGAUCUGAAGCAGCGCGAUGAGGUUCUCAAGAAGUUGGUGUCGGCUGCCGCCGUCUUGAACUCGGCUCCGGAGAAGGAAAUUACCCCUUCGUACAACCUCCUUGUUCACCUCGUCCAACAGGCUUCGGAUGCGGACAUGUUCCUGUCGCGAAUCUGCACCUACCUCGCCAAACCCAUCACCACCUCGCCGCAGUUCGGCCCCACGCUGGCCAUCUCCAUCCUUACCACCAUCUUCAACACUCUCUCUUCCACCGACUCUAGCCGCUUCCACGUUCUGUUGGCCAUAAUCGCCGUCAUCCGUCAGUCGGCCUCCGCCUACGCCUUCGAGGCCCUCAAGCCCCAAUUGACUGCUCAGUUGCCCACCUGGUUGGCUUCUUGGGAGCUGGACGAGGAGGAAGCCCAGAAGCUGCACCUGGCUGUUGCUGAGGCCGCCCAGGUAGCUGGUGACACUGAGUUGGCCCAGACGCACACCAUCCAGGCGUUGCAGACCAUCCCCGCCAACAAUGCCGCCAGCAAGGAGGCCCGCGACCUGGCCGUCCGGGCCUUGAGCUCCGCCUUGCAGCACCCAACCGUGUUCGAUUUCACCCCGCUGACCGCUUCUGACGCCGUCCAGGCCCUCCGCACCAGCGACAGCACCCUGUUUGAACUCCUCGAGAUUUUCACUUCGGACACCCUUGAUGCCUACGAGGACUUCGUCGCCGCCACCCCGUUGACCUCCAUCUCCGAGGGUGUGCUCGCCAAUGCUGGAGAGGCCCUGCAGAACAAGAUGCGCCUUUUGACCCUGGCCUCGCUUGCUGCCUCUACCCCGUCCCGUUCGCUCCCUUACUCCACUAUCGCCUCGUCUCUGCGCGUGCCCUCGGAGGAUGUUGAGAAGUGGGUGAUUGACACUAUCCGUGCUGGUCUUGUUGAGGGCAAGCUGUCGCAGCUGCGCUCGGAGUUCUUGGUUCACCGCGCCACCUACCGUGUCUUUGGUGAGAAGCAGUGGGCUGAGGUUCAGGGCCGCCUGAUGGUGUGGCGCCGCUCUCUGGAGAGCGUCCUGGGCGUUGUCCGUAGCGAACGUGAGCGAUUCAUCCGCGAGGGACAGCAGGCUGCUGCUGAGGAAGCCAAGACAGGCGAGAAGGGAGGCAAGUCCGGAGACCGGAGACGGAAUCAGAACCAGAGCCAGCAGCAGAGUGCACCGCAACAGCAACCCCGGGAGGUUGAGGCCGUUGGUGGUGCUGAAUAG